Leptopilina heterotoma is the source of this 2433-nucleotide messenger RNA. Its product is annotated as proton-coupled folate transporter. Gene Ontology annotation, biological process: transmembrane transport. Gene Ontology annotation, molecular function: transmembrane transporter activity. The coding region runs from base 514 to 1896 and encodes 460 amino acids. The record is from RefSeq and is a predicted model, not a curated record. Gene Ontology annotation, cellular component: membrane. NCBI's taxonomy places the organism in Eukaryota, Metazoa, Arthropoda, Insecta, Hymenoptera, Figitidae. The transcript has 8 exons.
UUAAGAAAUUUUCAUUUCUUUAAAAUAACUAAUGAGAAAAUUUAACUUUUGACGUCUUCUACAAUUUUCAAUGAUAUAUGAUAUCCCCCAGUUAAUUUUGUAAUCAUCUUGAAUGUCAAUAAUGAUAUUUAGUACCCUAAUCACAAUUCGAGUAUAUUUGACGUUUAAUCUAAACCUACGUUUUGUUUUAAGAGGUCGUAAUUUAGAUUUGAAAUAUCUAAUUUUAAACGAAAAAUAUUAAAUCAAUAUAAUUAAGUUGAGAAGUGUACAUUAUUUUAUAAUUAUUUUUUAAGUGAAAACAUUUUUUAAAAAGUAUACAUAUGUAUAACAGCUGAUAACAUUAUUUAUGUGGCGGUACUCAGUUCAUUCACAUCGCACUAGAUGUCUGGAUCUAAAACCAGUUUUGUAUUUUCCUCAAAAAGUAUAAGAAUUAAUUCAAGUAUCUUGCAAGUAACAGACAUGUUUAAAUCCUUGUAGUGUCAGUAGUUUAUCAAGUUACACAAUAAAAAAAUAAUGGAGAAAGUAUUGGAAAAAUGUAAGAAUGUGGUGAAACUUACUUCAGUAGAGCCAACAAUGUGGCUCUACAUGAUGGCGUUCAUGACUACUUCUGUAAUUGAACAAGCUUUCUUUGUUUAUAAAGCCUGUCGUACAGAUCAUGGACUUAGUGAAGAAAUCUGUAGGAAUAUAACAGCAAAUGAAACAAUAAAUACUGAAGUACAACUUACUGUAUCGGUAUUUCAUCAAUGGAAUGGAAUAGCCUCUCAUGUAUUGCCAAUAAUUUUAGCAUUUUUUACCGGCAAUUGGAGUGAUCGUCGAGGAAGAAAAUUACUUCUUAUUCUCGGUUUAUUUGGCAAAUUUAUCUACUCAUUCAUGAUGGUCAUUAACACUCUAAUGUCAUCAUGGAAGAUCAAUAUGAUAAUGUACACUGCUAGUAUUCCAUCCACCGUAUUUGGGGCAGACGUUGCAAUUUUUGCUGCUUGCUUCGCUUAUAUUUCUGAUAUCUCAAGUGUUGAAGAGAGAACUUUUAGGAUUACUAUUUUAGAUGCCGUAUAUUUGAGUGCAAUGCCUAUGGGUAUAGCCCUUGGUUCUUUUUUAUUUAACAAAGUUGUUAAUCAUUCUUACACAAUCAUGUUCAGUAUCAAUUUGUCCCUGAUAGUGUUAGCAAUUAUUUAUUCUUUUUUAAAUCUACAAUGGCAAACUGAUGUUAAACAACAGCCAAUAAAAGGAACCAACGUGUUUCUAGACUUUUUUGACAAGAAACAUGUCAUUGAAACUUUGAAAACUUUAGUAAAACAUCGAGAUUCAAGUGGCAGACUUUGUCUGUGGCUUCUGUUUUUAAGUAUGUCACUUUAUGCAUUUCAAAGGGAUGAGAAACCAAUGAGCUUCUUGUAUACUCAACUUAUGUUCAAAUGGAAUGUUGCGGAUUUCAGUCAUUUUCGAAUGUUCCAGUCAAUUCUUUUUGUUAUAGCUAUGCUGCUUGGUGUACCAAUAAUGAGUAGAGUAUUAAAAAUGAAGGAUACUUGGAUUGUGGUAAUAGGCACUCUAUCUCAUUCUUUAGCUAGAGUAAUUUUUAGUCUUGCUAAAAAACCAAUUAUCUUUUAUGUAGGCAUUAUUUUUGGAGCAUUUGGACCAAUUGUAGCUCCAGUGUUAAGAUCAAUGAUUUCAAAAGAAGUUCCAGCUGAAGAAAGAGGGAAAAUUUUCUCCAUACUAUCAGUUUUUGAUAAUGCCGUACCAAUAGUCAGUGGAGUUAUGUACAGUCAAUUGUACAAUGCAACUAUACACAGUAUGCCCAGUGCUAUUUAUUGGCUAACAAUUGGUUCUCAAGUUACCGUUUUAUAUCUAGUACUAAUUAUUUAUUUCUUUCCUGAAUUUCAUAGGCGGAACAACGAACAUUAGAUCUUGGGAUCUAUUGUUUUAUUCAAAUUUUAAAAAAGACACAAAAACCUCUAUUAAGUUAAAGCUCAUAUUUUUGUGUUCAUUUUAUGAACAGUUGGCUCGUGUCAUAAGUAUUAUAAAUUGCAUUUUUUUUUUUUUUAUACAAAAAACUUUUUACAAUUUUAAAAACAAAUUUAAAGCAUGAAAAUACGUAAUUUACUUUUAUUAAUGAAGUUCAAAUAUAUACUAUUGAUUUUGUGUUUGAAAAUAUUCGGUAUAAACCGAAUAAAAAAAUAUGAUUGAUUAAUUGAGGGUGCAUGCAGUUAUAAUAGCAGAAGAUGACUGAAAAAAUUACUAUAUAAUAUAUUAUUCACUGUUAAAAGACGAACUACUUUUAGUACUCACUUGGAAAAUUUAUGUACAUACAAUUAUAAAAUCGAGACUUAUAUGUUGAUAAAUAUUAUGUCAAAAAUUUUUAUACCUAUAUUUUUCUAAGAAGAAAAUGUUUAUAUACAAUUUACAAUUUUUUAAAUAUAAAAUCUUACUUUCCGAUUAAAA